Molecule: messenger RNA, 2476 nt
Organism: Sorex araneus (European shrew)
Lineage: Eukaryota; Metazoa; Chordata; Mammalia; Eulipotyphla; Soricidae
Gene: SLC9A6
Product: solute carrier family 9 member A6
Exons: 16
Coding region: 58-2172 (704 amino acids)
Biological process (GO): regulation of pH; proton transmembrane transport; sodium ion transport
Cellular component (GO): membrane; recycling endosome
Molecular function (GO): sodium:proton antiporter activity
Source: RefSeq, a predicted model, not a curated record
AGUGGUGCGACCGCGGGCGGCUGCGGCGGAGACGGGGCCCGGGGGGCCGGGGGAGUCAUGGCUCGUCGCGGCUGGUCGCUGAUGCCCCCUCGCCGUGGCGGCGGCGGCGGCGGCGGCGGCCCCCAGGCCCGGCCGCUCGUGCGGCCGCUCUGGCUGCUGCUGGCCGUGGGCGUCUGCGGCUGGGUGCGGGCGGCCGACGGCGCCGGCGACGCGGCGCGAGUCGUGGACGAGGAGAUCGUGUCGGAGAAACAAGCCGAGGAGAGUCACCGGCAGGACAGCGCCAACCUGCUCAUCUUCAUCCUGCUGCUCACCCUCACCAUCCUCACCAUCUGGCUCUUCAAGCACCGCCGGGCCCGCUUCCUUCACGAGACCGGCCUGGCUAUGAUUUAUGGUCUGUUGGUGGGCCUCGUGCUUCGGUAUGGCAUUCACGUUCCAAGUGAUGUAAAUAACGUGCCCCUGAACUGUGACAUCCAGUCAAGUCCAACUACCUUAUUGGUGAACGUUAGUGGAAAAUUUUAUGAGUAUACGCUGAAAGGAGAGAUUAGUUCACACGAGCUCAAUAAUGUUCAGGAUAAUGAAAUGCUCAGAAAGGUUACUUUUGAUCCUGAAGUAUUUUUCAACAUCUUACUUCCUCCUAUCAUAUUUUAUGCAGGAUACAGUCUGAAAAGGAGACAUUUCUUUCGAAACCUUGGGUCUAUCCUAGCAUACGCUUUUCUUGGAACAGCAAUUUCUUGUUUUGUAAUUGGGUCGAUAAUGUAUGGCUGUGUGACACUGAUGGAUGUAACCGGACAACUCGCUGGGGACUUUUACUUUACAGAUUGUCUGCUCUUCGGCGCCAUCGUCUCUGCCACUGACCCGGUGACUGUUCUUGCCAUAUUCCACGAGCUCCAAGUUGAUGUUGAACUCUACGCACUUCUUUUUGGUGAAAGUGUCCUCAAUGAUGCUGUCGCCAUAGUACUGUCAUCUUCCAUAGUGGCGUACCAGCCAGCUGGAGACAACAGCCACACCUUUGAUGUCACAGCCAUGUUCAAGUCUAUUGGCAUUUUCCUCGGGAUCUUCAGUGGAUCUUUCGCCAUGGGUGCUGCUACCGGAGUGGUGACGGCUUUAGUGACCAAGUUCACCAAAUUGCGGGAGUUCCAGCUGUUGGAGACCGGCCUGUUCUUCUUGAUGUCCUGGAGCACUUUCCUCUUGGCAGAGGCCUGGGGCUUCACGGGUGUGGUUGCAGUUUUGUUCUGUGGCAUCACUCAGGCCCAUUACACAUACAAUAAUUUGUCCACGGAGUCUCAGCAUAGAACUAAGCAGUUGUUCGAGCUCCUCAAUUUCUUGGCAGAGAAUUUCAUCUUCUCCUACAUGGGCCUGACACUGUUCACCUUCCAAAACCACGUCUUCAAUCCAACAUUUGUAGUAGGAGCUUUUGUUGCUAUUUUCUUGGGAAGAGCUGCCAAUAUUUAUCCCUUGUCCCUGUUACUCAAUUUGGGUAGGAAAAGUAAGAUUGGAUCAAAUUUUCAGCAUAUGAUGAUGUUUGCAGGACUUCGUGGGGCAAUGGCAUUUGCCUUGGCCAUUCGAGACACCGCCACUUACGCACGACAGAUGAUGUUCAGCACCACGCUCCUGAUUGUGUUUUUCACUGUUUGGGUCUUCGGUGGGGGCACUACCGCCAUGCUCUCCUGCUUGCACAUAAGGGUCGGUGUGGACUCUGACCAAGAGCACUUGGGUAUUCCUGAAAGUGAAAGAAGAAAUACCAAAACGGAGAGUGCGUGGCUUUUCCGGAUAUGGUACAACUUUGACCAUAACUAUCUGAAGCCUUUGCUGACACACAGCGGGCCGCCGCUCACCACAACGCUCCCUGCCUGCUGCGGCCCCAUCGCCAGGUGCCUCACUAGUCCCCAGGCUUACGAGAACCAGGAGCAACUGAAAGACGAUGACUCGGAUCUCAUUCUCAACGAUGGCGACAUCAGUCUGACGUACGGAGACUCCACUGUGAACACAGACCCAGCAACAUCCAGCGCCCCCAGGAGAUUUUUGGGCAACAGUUCGGAAGAUGCUUUGGAUCGGGAGCUCACUUUCGGGGACCAUGAACUGGUCAUUCGGGGAACACGCCUAGUUCUUCCUAUGGAUGAUUCUGAACCCCCGUUGAAUUUAUUAGAUAAUACAAGACACAGUCCAGCCUAAGCUUAUUAACGCACACUUAGUGAUUUGUAAACUUUGCACAUGUGAUUGUGAAGAAAUUUGUACUACCUAACAAGUCCCAGUGCAUGUCUCUGAAUGUUAAAGCUAUAUACAUGCUCUUUAUGUGGCAUUGGAAGAAUAUUAAUAUCCUGUACGAGGCAGAUUGUGAGCAGCUCUCCUUUCAUGUUUGACUGGCUGCACUCUGUAGACUGGAUCUGUUUUAGAAAGUUCUUUUCACAGUGAUGUUGUGUGUUCUGUUAACUUUUAUGUCUCAGUUAAAAUAUAAAAAAAAUCACAACAAACUUAA